Messenger RNA from Amphibalanus amphitrite, 5439 nucleotides. Its product is annotated as protein virilizer-like. Gene Ontology annotation, molecular function: RNA binding. Lineage: Eukaryota; Metazoa; Arthropoda; Thecostraca; Balanomorpha; Balanidae. The coding region runs from base 87 to 5117 and encodes 1676 amino acids. Gene Ontology annotation, cellular component: RNA N6-methyladenosine methyltransferase complex. The transcript is spliced from 19 exons. The record is from RefSeq and is a predicted model, not a curated record.
AUUUUUUCAGUGUUUUUACAUACCUUGGAUUUUUUAAAAACAUAUUGAAUAUAGGUUAACUUCUGGUGACCAGAUUGCCAAGAAAAAUGUCUGAGGUCCAGCUGCUCUUCUUUGACACAUUCGCACAUGACUCUGGCACUGACUUGAACCUCGACCUGGUCAAAUUCAACCGAGAGGUGUACAUCAGUGAGGUUCGCGUCAUCCCGCUGGGGGCGCGGGUGCGAGCCGAUUUCCCCGGCGGCGACCGCCUCGGGGCCACCAACCCAUCCGAGUUCACGCUCGACUUUUUCGUCAACGAUCUCAGCAAGCCAGGAGUGUCAGCAUUCCAGAAACUGGGUACCAUCAACUAUGACCAGAAGGGAAAGAUUCAACUGGAGUUUAAUAACAAAACUCCGACGGACGGGCUGGUGCUGCGCGGCUGGUACAGCGCCGUCACACUGGCCGUGUACGGCUCGCUGACGCGGCGCUCCGAGCCAGCGCCGCCGCCGCAGCAGCAGCCCCUGGCGGCCGCCGCCGACACAGCCGUCACCGACUGCCAGCAGGAGGAGCCGGCCGCGCCCGAGCCGGUGCGGCCGGCUCCGGCGGUGCCGGCCACCCCGCCGCCGCCGCCCGUCCAGGUCAGCCCGCCGCCCGUACAGACGGAGCCGGAGCGCGCCGUCUCCCGUACACCGCCCAGGUCACCGCCGGCCGACCAGCGAGGCCCACCGCCGGCGCCCGCCUCACCGUCUGCGCACAAAGCCGGUGGCGCCCAGGAGGAGUCGCUGCACCCGCUCUCCCCGGGCGAUGUGGAGGCCAUCAGCGACGACGAGAUCCCGGAGCCGGCGGAGCGGCCGGCGUCCGGUGACGACAGCGCGCCGCCGGCCGCCGAGCCGCCGAGCCCGCCCGCGCCGCCGCCGCCGGCACCUGCCGCCGAGACGGCCACACCGCCGCCGCCGCCGGAGCCGGGCGACGCCGGCCUGGAGGACAUCAUGUCAGACGAGGAGCCGAUGGACGUGCUCGAGUACCAGGACGACGAGGACUGGGAGGAGGCGCUGCGGCCCUUCAACCCGGACACCUUUCAGCUGCUGCCACUCACGGGUCUGCGGCCGCCGUGGUUGACGCCGUUCGAGCUCGCCCAGCUGGGUGAGGAGAAGUCGGAGUGGUGUGACCGCCUGGCGCAGCUGGCGGCCGCCUACGGCGAGCAGUGGCGGCCGGCCGCCGGCGGAGACGGCUCCGAGGCCUGGCUCGAGGAGAUGGAGACGCUGGCGCCGCACCUGCCGGCCGCGCUCGGACAGCUGAUGGCGCGCGGCGGCGACGACCCGGUGCCGGCCGUGCUCGGCUGGCUGGAGCACGGCCUCGACUUCGAGGCGGCCGUGCGCCAGCAGCAGCUGCCGUUCAAGCUGCGCCACAUCAAGGUGGGCGUCCGGCUGGCGGCGGCGCUGCUCGGCUGUGACUCGGCGCUGGCCGAGCGGCUGGUGGCGCGCGGUGUGCUCGACAGGCUGGCGGAGCUCUCCGAGAGGGAGCACAUGGCCGCCUCGGUCCGACUGCUGGUGGUGUCGGCACUCUCCACGGCCGUCCGCUGGCAGACCGGACUGCAGGGCUUUGUCAGUGGCGAGCCGUCCGGCUACAGCCGAAUGGUGGCUCAGCUAGCGGGAAAAAUGUCCGCCAGACUGAAGGCUGCCUACAUCUGCCUGAUCAGAAAGGUGCACGUCCGCCGGACCGUCUCCGAGCUAUGUUCCGUGGCCAGUGAGCUGGGCACCGCCGAGCUCUCCACGGACUCGGCAGUCAACACUGCCGACCUCCUGCUCCGUGCAGAGGCCUGUCUCAUACAGGUGAGCCGGCUGCUGCGCUCGGCCGACUCACUGCUGGGCCACCCGGAGCGGGCUCUGCCCACACCGGUGGCCGUGCUGCCGGCGACUCCAGCCGGCCGGGCGCGCGCCGACCUCUGCUACAUGCUGCGCUGGUCGGGCCUGCCCGAGGCGCUGCUGGUGCUGCUGCAGACGCCCGCCUGCCUGGCCAGCUCGCGGCUGGUGGGCGCCGCCAGACACCUGCUGAACGAGCUGGGGUCCUCCAGCGAGUCUCUGCUGCUGCUGGCGGUGGCCGCCGAGCCGGUGGCCCCCCUGCUGCGGACGCUCACCCAGCUGACUCCGCUGGAGGAGGGCGGGGAGGAGGUGGCGCCCCUGUACCCGGCCGCCACCUGGCUGAUCCACUGUUUGCAGGCCGUUCAGCUGCUGGGGGCCCUGCGCGCCGCGCGAAACGACCCGGCCAAACAGGUGUCCGCGCUGCACGCGCUGGCCUCCCUGUGUGGCAGUGUGCGCGGCCGCGCCGCCGUGGUACACGUGCUGAGCCGCUCGGACCUGGCCUGGCCGCUGGUCGAGCUGCUGUCGGAGGCCGAACGCGGCUCGGCGGCGGCCGAGUACUGCGCGGAGCUGCUGCUGACGGCGGCGCGCGGCGCCGACUCGCUGCCGUGCGCCGCGCGGCUGGCGCAGAAGGCGCGCGCCGAGCCAGAGCUGGCUGAGCGGCUGGGCGCCGCGCUGGACUGGGUGGCGCCGCUGGCGGAGGUGGCCGCGCGGCCCGACCGGGUGGCGGCGCUGUGCCAGCUGCUGCGCGAGCACGCCGAGCGCGCCGGCCCCCUGCCGCCGCCGCUGGUGACGGCGCUGCGCCAGCUGGCGGCCGCCGCCGUACCGGGGGAGGCGGCGGCGCCGGACGGCGGCCGGGCCGGCCGCGAGCUGCGCCACCGGUACGCGCUGACGCAGCUGUACUCGGCCGACGGUAUGGAGCUGACUGUGACGGUGCUGCGCCGGGUGACGGAGGCCUACAGCCAGCCGGCGGUGCACUCGCCGGCGCUGGCCGGAUCCCAGGGCCUGGCGCUGUGUAACCUGCUGCGGCCGGCUGUGGCGCUGCUGCACCAGCUGCUGGCCCUGGUGGUGGAGGCGCGCGGCGCAGAGUUCCAGGACCUGACGGCCGUCUCGCCGCUGGUGGACACCUACCUGCUGUUGUGGGCGGUGCCGGCCGGCAGUGCCGCCGCCGACGCCGCGCAGGCCGUCCAGCGCGAGGUGUUGUCGGCGCUGCUGACGUUCACCCAGCCGGUGGUGGCCGUCACCUCGGAGGCGGCCAUCCAGCAGAGCGUCUGGACGCGCAUGGUGUCUGAGGUGCUGGAGGCGGCGGUGCGCGCGCCGCACACGCUGCUGCCCUGUCUGGGCCUGCUGUCGGAGCUGCUGCCGCUGCCGCUGCCGCUGCAGACGGGCCGCCCGCUGACCGAGGCCGAGUCGGCGGCCGCCCUGGAGCUGCGCCGACUGUGGGCGGCCCACCUGCUCACCACCGGGCACCAGGUGCGCUCGCUGGCGGCGCUGUUGUGCCAGACCAGCUGCGCGCCGCUGCUGCAGGCGGCGCGCAGCUUCCUGGUGCAGCUGGCCGACCUGUCGUCCACGGCCGCGCAGCUGGUCACCUCGGCGCUGCUGCACGCCGUCCAGGGCACGCUCAGCUCGCCGCCGGGCGGCCUGGCGCGCGCGCUCAGCCUGCUGGCCGGCCUGGUGACGCACCCGUCCAUCAAGGCGGCGGCGCUGGGACUGCUGGCCAGCCAGCCGGCGCACGCGCCGCUGCUGGGCCGGCUGCUGUCGCUGCUGACGGCACGGCCGGCCGGCCUGGCCAGCGGCGAGCACCUACAGGCGCAGGAGUGGCUCGUGUCGGCGCUGCACGCGCUCUGCGACCACGAGGUGGCCAUGGUAGCCGACCGCGACCGGGAGGAGGCCGGCGCGCUGCCGCCGCCGCCGCUGCUGGCCGCCAUCACGGACGCGCUCAUGGCGCACCUGGCCUGUCCCGAGACCGGCUUCGGGUCGCUGCUGCUCGCCGUUCGCACCCUGGUCAUACUCACCGAACACAAAUGGGGCAUUCACCGCAUCAAAACCGGGCUGGCGCACCAGCCGGGCUGUCUGCAGUCGCUCAUCAGCCGUCUGUCGGCCGAGUUCAGUCGUCAGAACAGCGACUGUAUGGCCACCGUGCAGGCCACGCUCGAGCUGGUGCGUCUGCUGGCCGAGCCGCAGUCGGCGGCGGCGCUCAGCCUGCCCCAGCUGGCCGCCGCGCUACGCUGGACCGAACAGGGCGAGGAGGCCGGCGAGCUGGUCGACCCGCCGCUGCGCGUCCUCGAGAGGAAAAUACACCAGGAGGUGCGCGGCGAGGACGAGGAGCUGGACGCGCUGCGGGACGGCCUGGCCGACGUGAUCCGACAGCUGGCCGGCGUGGACGAGGUGGCCGACAGCGUGGAGCCGGGCGAGCCGCCGCCCGAGGGCCGGCCGCCGCCGUCACUCGACCAGCUCUACCAGCAGCGGCCCGUGUUCGUGGUCACUGACGACGAGGAGAUCCCCGGCUACUGGCUGCAGCAGUCGCUCGACGACGAGCUGGACAACGACGACGAGCUGGUGAGCGUCAACCUGGCUGCGGUGGCCCGGGAGCUGCUGCCGGCGGUGGACCUGCCCGCCGAGCUCAGCAGACUGCUGCGCGGCCGCGACACCGCCGACGCCCGGCCCAGCGGCAAGGUGCCGUCGGCCCUGCUGCCAGGCGCCAGGGAGCGCGGACACUUCAGUCUGCCGGCGCGCGGCCGGGGCUUCAACCGGCCGCUGGCUCGCGGUGACCACUUCCGCUCUCGGCCGCCCAACACGUCCCGGCCUCCCUCGCUGCACGUGGACGACUUCGUGGCGCUGGAGAAGCGCGGCGAACACCCCACCGGGCCGACGGGCUACAAUGGGGUGCCGCGCGUGCCCGCCCGCGGACGGGGCUCGAACCGGUCACGGGCCAGGUCCCGCGGAGGGUUCGGCGACCGGGCGCGCGGAGGAUUUUCAGAGUUCCGCGGCGGUCGCAACAGAGGAGGCGGCGGCGGUCCGUCUGCCCGCGGCGGUGGUGGAGGCGGCGGCGGCGGCGGCGGCGGAGACAGCUACCGGGGCAGUCCGGCGCGGUUCCGUCCUGACGGCCGCCACGAGGAGCGGUUCGGCUGCGCGGUGGGCAACAGUGGGUUCCGCGGCGGCCGGCGCGGCGGCGGCGGCGGGGGCAAUGGACCCUACGGCGGCAGAUUCGAUAAGAGAGAACGAUUCGGAUUUGGUCGUGAGCGCGGAGGGAAACAUUUCCGGCCGUUCGGUAGGUAGAUGUUGUAACUGUCCGCGCACGAUCGUGAUUUGUGUUGAAUCGGGGCCCAGAGAUUCAGCAGCUGGUGAUUCAGCUGGCUGGCGCCAUUUUGACUCAGUGGUGAGGCUCUGGGCUGAAAAUAUUGUGUCACUGUGUCAGGUGUCUUGCCUGUGAAAGCAAUUACUUUAUUGUUCACGAGAAUACAUGUUUUGUAGCAUAUGAUGGUACACGCUCGUUUGUGGUUGUCACAUGUUUUGACACCCAAUCAUUUGCUUGGAAGUCAGCGCGAUGUGUUCAGUUAUGGAAAGCUGUCCAGGUACGAAUAAUGCCAGCAAAGUUUUU